AAGUACUACUGUUGUACGUCCAUCCUUAUCUAGCUCAAAUUGCCACCCAUAUGCUUAAUCAGUAAUGUCCCACCCGGCCCGACUCUCUUUACGUGCACCUCCCCAUCUCCCCUUCGUCCAAGGCUUUCCCGGCAUUCCUGCCGACCUGUCGCGGCAGCGAGAAACGCCCAGCGUACAAGGUACCCUCGAAGUCCGUAUAGGAUCAAUUCCAGUGAAAGCCAGAUGGGUCCGGGUCGAGCUUCGUAAAUUCGAAUCUCUGCCUCCUGGAUUCCCCACCCAAGCGACUGAAGAGACGUGGGAGCUCGUCGGAUCCAUCCAGACGUUAUGGCAACCGAAAGACGGCAAAGAGUGGGAUACGGUCCAGACGGCUGACUUCAAAUUCAUCCUUCCAUUACCGCUAAGCCUGCCACCAAGUAUUGAUUUGCCUAAAGGUGCUGGGGUGAGAUAUGAGCUCGUGGCGGCGCUUUGCUAUCGUCAGAAAGGAGGAGUCUUCAAGAAGGAGUCGGCGCCGAUUAUCAAGGUGACAGAACCUAUCCAAAUUUUCAAGCAUGAUUUACACUCGGCAUGGCCGAUAUAUAAUAUUCCAGAAAAGAGGACAAUCAAAGUUGCAAAUGAUCAGAUGGAGUUGACGGUUUCAAGACCGUGUACAGCAUUUAGUGCUGGUGACAAGGUCCGGAUAUCUACCUCGCUCAAAUCGUCAAGACCGAAGCCGUUCACUUUGCGAGGGUUUGAAUAUACGCUCUCAGAGGUCAUCACAUAUAUCCCUCUCCCCCCAGGCCCGUCUAGCAAAUCGAAGAAGCACAAGAUAUCUACUGCGCCGGUCACCAAAGCUCGGCCUAUACAAACUGUGAGAGCUCCUCUAAACGAGAAUAUUGUAUCAGGGGGAGUAAAGUCUGCGACGAUAGAGAUGGAGGUUGGGAAUGUGCUAGUGACUGUUAAGGGUGCAAAGACUUUGGAGGUGGAAUAUGAUUUGGAGGUGAAAGCUAUUAUGGAGGGUGUGGCGGAAAAGGUCGAGAUGCGAGGGAUACGCUCUGUUAUUGGGCUGUUCUCCAGGGAUCAUGCUCAGCGGGCUGUCAAAGAUAUCGGUCAUUACGAACCUUUGUGUCCUGAUAUACCGGGCGCUGAGAAACCCCUUCCACCCCGUACAUCAUCCAUUCAAUCGCAGCCCCGUACAAACGGUAUACCCCCUUCAUCGUAUAUCCGACCGAACCAACAGUCCAUGAUCCAAGGUUUCACCCCGCGAAACCAUCGUCGCCAGUCUUCAUUGACAUCUGUAACUACCGAUACGACCACGACAGCCACCACGGCGACUCAUGAACUUGGCGCUGGGGUUGGUGGCAGUAACUCCCAGCGGCCAUUCCACACUAUGCCUUCUAUCCAACGACGAACCGAUGUCGUUGCCUUCCCCGACCCCCACCCGGCUAGACCGAGAAGUACGGAGCCCAAGUGGCCUGUAGAGUCGCUAAUGCCCGAAAGGCAUGCAAUGAGUGAAGCUGGUCAUGGAGCGGAUGAUUGCAGUAGAUACUCGAGUGGGACGGCUGCCACAUUUGGGAGGUGGGAUCUGGGUUUGCAGACAUCAAUAAUGUCGGUGCAUAAUCGGACCAAUAGUGAUCUUACUCAGAAAACACCUCCUACACCGACAAACCCCUCAUCCUCGCGUCCUCCUGCUCGUACAUCUUCGUCAUCCUACACCUACCUCUCUGCCGAGCAGGAAAAACGCCGCCAACAGGAAUUAUAUGAUAACGCUCGUGCACGGGCAACUGAAGUGCAGAAAGCGUCGGGAGCGUCUUUGGAUCGUAUUGGAUUAGGACCUGGAGGCGGAAGUCCAGGGAUGCUGAUAAAGAGUAGUGCCGAGGGUGGAGUAGGUGAUGAGGAGUUGGAUGACAUACCUCCACCAGAAUAUGCCCCGCCAAGGCCUCCCGCGCAAGGAGAGUACGUCGCACCGAUCCGUCCCAUAUCAGCCUACACUUCCCGCCCAUCCGAACACGCAAUCACAAGCAUCUCUACACCUCAGUCAUCUUCCACUGCGCCUCCUUCAUCACCCUCCGCGUUUGACAAAGUCUAUCUCACCAUUGGACAAGAGAAAGAAGCGCAGAGGAGGAGAUAUGAGGAAGCGACUUCGAAAGUAGUUGGUUCGAGUUCGGCAGCGCCAAGUACGCCUUCAAAGAGACAAGCUGUUGAUGCAGGCCCCAUUCACUCUCCAACUUCCCCUCCGCCCUUUGUUACUUCUACCUCUUCACCGGCUUCGUCAACAUCGCUUCCUGCUGCAGGUAUAGCAUCAAGUUUGAGCGAGAAGGAGCAGAUGAAAAGAUACUACGAGGCUCAAGAUCGGGUAGCAAGAGCGGCUGCGCAGAAACAGAACGGGGAGGGUGGGGUUGACGGACAAGCUGGGUCAUCGGGAUCUGGCUUGGCACGGAACGAAGGUGCUGGAAAUUCCAUUGCAGCGAUAGGGGCUAUCGAUGAAAAAGAGCAAAUGAGGAGAUACUAUGAGGCGCAGGAAAAGGUGGCUGCUGCCAGUGGCAGUGCUAGCGGCAGUGGCAGUAAUAGCAACAGCGCCAGUGGUGGUGGUAGAGUGCCUGGAAUAGUGUCUGGGGUGCCUAGUACAUUGAAUGAGAAGGAACAGAUGAGGAGAUAUUAUGAAGCUCAAGGUCGAGUGGCUGCAGCAGCAGCAAGUGCCAGUGGGAGCGAAAAUAGGCCGAGCUCGGUACCAGCGCCUGCAACACGUUCAGUCUCUACCCCUGUGGGCGUGAUGGACGAAAAGGAGCAGAUGCGUCGAUAUUAUGAAGCGCAAGAUCGGGUUGCCGCUGCUGCCACAGGUGCUAGUGGGAGCGGGAAUGGUGCGUCUCAUACGCCUUCAAGGCAUUCUACGCUUUCCUCUGUACCGACGACAGCACAUGCGGAUAUAGUAGACGAGAAAGAACAAAUGCGUCGGUAUUAUGAAGCUGAAGAUCGUGUGGCGAAAGCUGCCGAGAGAAGGGCAGGAUCUGCUUCUGCUUUCGCUUCUGGAUCAAGUGAAGAUGAUGUACCACCCCCGCCUUUUGAAGCUUAUACAUCCUCGUCGAUCAACGGGGGAAACGGUGCGGACGCCAGCCAUCUUUCUGCGGAAGAGGAGAAAGCACUCAUGCGCGAGAGGUACGAGCUCGCUCAAUCUGCCGUACGGAAGAACAUGUCUUCCAAUCCUAUUGGCUCAACUAACUCCCAGUGCACAUUGCCGUCUCGUUCAAGGUCAAACUUCGAUCCAGGCUCCAAACCCUUUGUGUUACCUACUUCCUCAUCCUCUGUACCUCCCACAUCAACACCCACUGGUCGACCGUUUUCCAACGUCACGGCUGCAACCAUGUCGACGCCACCCGAUAGUCCGAAUUUGAGGGAUCCUUUGGUGAAAGCUGGGAAGGCAAGGGUGACACGUACGGGAAACAGUGAUGAGGGGCAUGUCAGUGGAUAUGCCGGUGGGAAUGGAAGUGGCAAUGACAAUGGCGACUCGAGCGGCAGCAGAGGGGAAAGUAAUGCGAAUCUGCCAGCAGGGCCGCCACCACCUCUACCUACCAAACCUCCGAGAGAAUAUAUCCAUCUAUUAAGUCCUGUAGGAGAAUAGAAGAGCAGGAAAUAAUUAGAGAUAAUUAUUAAUUAUUUUGAUGGGAGCUGUCAACGAUGUGUAAUAAGUUUGUAAACUAUAUAAUGCAUGAUUUAACAAC
Messenger RNA from Cryptococcus deneoformans JEC21, 3695 nucleotides. RefSeq lists its product as hypothetical. The coding region runs from base 65 to 3595 and encodes 1176 amino acids. Lineage: Eukaryota; Fungi; Basidiomycota; Tremellomycetes; Tremellales; Cryptococcaceae. The record is from RefSeq and is a predicted model, not a curated record. The transcript has 3 exons. Gene Ontology annotation, cellular component: division septum. Gene Ontology annotation, biological process: division septum assembly.